Molecule: messenger RNA, 966 nt
Organism: Hemicordylus capensis (graceful crag lizard)
Lineage: Eukaryota; Metazoa; Chordata; Lepidosauria; Squamata; Cordylidae
Product: proto-oncogene Mas-like
Exons: 1
Coding region: 1-966 (321 amino acids)
Biological process (GO): G protein-coupled receptor signaling pathway
Cellular component (GO): membrane
Molecular function (GO): G protein-coupled receptor activity
Source: RefSeq, a predicted model, not a curated record
AUGGAUUUGUCCAGAGAAGAACCCAUCGAAAUCACCACAAUGAAUGGAUCUAUUUGGAUUUUUUACCACGAGCCCAUUUAUUUCCCAAAAGAUCCUCCAUUGGAUAAGGCGCUAUGGAUUAUGAAUGGCAUCUUUUUCAUCAUAUGCCUUUUGGGUUUAGUGGGGAAUGGAAUGGUCAUUUGGCUUCUUGGCUUCCGAAUUAAGAGAAAUCCUUUCACCACCUAUAUCCUCAACCUGGCCAUAGCUGACUUUGGUGUCCUCCUCUUUGUAGGUAGUUUUGCAGUUUGGUAUGCGGUAGAUCUUAGUAGAAGAUUUUGGGGCGGGUAUGUGUUAUUAACAGAAGUAUUUUUUUUCCUGCAUUGUAGUAGUGCAUUUCUACUGGUAGCCAUCAGCAUUGACAGGUGUAUGGCUGUCCUCUUCCCACUGUGGUAUCGAUGCCACAAGCCACCACGCUUAUCCGCCUUUGUGUGUGCCCUAAUAUGGAUUCUGUCCUUCCUGAUCUUUGUUUUACGCUUAAUUGUUUUAAUGGCUGUGAAUGAUGGAAUGUUUUCAUUGAAGAUCCUGGGUACUGUGGCUGCUUUCCUUUGCACUCCACUAAUGGUCAUCUCCACACUGACCCUGUUCAUCAAAGUCUGCUGUAAACCACAGCAGCACCGGCGGGGAAAGCUGGUCACUGUCAUCUUGUUUACACUUCUCUUCUUCCUCAUCUUUGCUUUCCCAGUGAAUGCCAUUUAUAUCAUAACUUUUUUUAAUUAUGGUAAUUUCCUCCUAACGGCAUUGGGUUUCAUAUGUGCCCUUCUAAACAGUAGCAUCAACCCACUGAUUUAUUUCCUUGUUGGGAGGCGACAGAAGCAAGGCCGCCCUAGGGUGUCCAUGGAAUUUGCACUCCAGAGAGUGUUCAAGGAUGAAGAAGGUUGUGUGGAAGAGCAGAAUGCCACAGCUGAAGCCCAGUUAGGAGCCCCCUGA